GUACGUCGUUAAUUUACAUUUUUACGAACAUUUCACAGGUCGUACUCACCAUGCCGAUUCCUACAUCAUACAUGUCAUGUGUUUGUUUAUUCCUCCAUGGUUGAAGUACACUAUCUGCCAAACAGUAAAACAAAGUUUCUGAUGCUGAGGACAGAGGCAUCCCCUUGCCCCGUUCGAUGUUCCUUCCUCCAUGGAUGGACAAAGCAUUUCAAGAGGACCUACGUUGGGGAAUAAAUGGCAACCCUGCGUUUCAUCUCAGGAAUCCAUCUUAGAAGGACAGCACUGAACGAUUUGUUCUCGUACCGAAACAUGACUUCCAUGUCACGGAAUCUCAGCACAAGCAACAAACUAAACAUGGAUACCAGUAGGCCUACAGACAAACUGAAGCAAGAUGCAAAAAGCAUCUUUGCUGCCGGUGUGGAUGCUGUGUUGCCUCAUCGCAUGGUUGCCAAGGCCCUCUGUUACCAUGGCAACUGCCUGACCGUCAGCGGGAAACAGUAUAAGGUUGACCACAAUGUCUCAGUGGUAGGCUUUGGCAAAGCAGUCAUUGGCAUGGUGGGAGCUGUGGAUGAUAUCCUUGGGGAACAUGUCCAACGCGGCAUUGCCAGUGUUCCCUUCGGUAUACAAGAUGCCCUCAGGAAGGCUGGCAGAAGUUAUCUACUACCCUCCGAUGCUUCCAAAGUUUCCAUCCUGGAGGGAGCCAAGAACAACCUUCCAGAUGAAGACUCCCAGAGAGCAGCCGAGAGGAUCACAGAGCUGACCCAGGGGCUAGGGGAGGGGGACGUACUGAUUGUCCUGGUCUCAGGUGGAGGUUCGGCCCUUCUCCCUGCACCCACUCCGCCAAUCGCCCUACAGGACAUAUACGAGGUGUCAAGGACUCUGGCCAGACAUGGGUCCACUAUCGCCGAGCUGAACACCGUUAGGAAACACCUGUCGCUGCUGAAAGGCGGCGGGCUGGCUAAGCUUGCCUAUCCUGCACAGGUGAUCAGUCUUAUCUUGUCUGACAUCAUCGGUAACCAGCUAGACAUGAUUGCCAGCGGGCCCACCAUACGAGACGACACCACGCCGCAAGAUUGCCUGGAUAUCAUUUCACAUCUCGGAGCAACGGACUCCGUCCCCACAUCAGCCCUCAACUUCUUCCAAGAGAAGGUUGACACGGAGACAGCCAAUGAGACUACAGAACCCACGGCAUGUGACCAUGUGCUGAAUGUUUGCAUCGGACACAACCAAAUGGCCGCGGAGCAGGCCAAAAAGCAUGCAGAGGACUUGGGCUAUGCGGCCGUGUUGCUCUCGACUGAGCUGUCUGGCGAAGCUCGAAAAGUAGGGGAGUUGUUUGUUGUCAUCGCAGCUUAUGCCUGUGAAUUGUACAAUGCCAGGCAAAGUACUUGCGAAGACCAUAAUGCAUCAAAGCUUGGGCAAGAUUUAGUCACGCUGCAUGGGCUUAAAGUACAAACUCUUGAAGAAAUUAGAACGGUUGUAGGCACCGCAUACGAGAACAAAGCCCCAAUUUGUUUGAUUGGUGCCGGUGAAACCACGGUGACUGUGACAGGCAAAGGCAAGGGCGGAAGGAAUCAAGAGAUGUCAUUGGCUGCCGCCAUGGCAAUGAAAACUCAAUCAGAUCUCAACAGAUUCCUUCACGGUGGCUAUCAUGUUGUGUUCCUGAGUGCAGGAACCGAUGGGCAAGAUGGGCCGACCGAUGCCGCCGGCGCAUUGGCCCACCCAAGUCAGGUGACUCUGGCCAGCCAAUCAGGAAUCGAUGCCGAGUCUUUCCUUCGGAAUAACAACUCCUAUUCUUUCUACAGUCGACUGAAUGAUGGGACGGAUUUGCUAAAAACUGGUCUGACGGGAACAAAUGUGAUGGAUAUCCAAGUGCUGCUCGUGCUCCCUCCUGACCAAAUUAAAAAAUAGGUAACAUAUUUUUCACGUACAUCAUGAAGUAACAGAUAUGAUUGUUUGACACACCAAAAAGUGAGAGAUUGUCUACGGACUUGGUGCAUAGGAGAAGUUACUUCAUGUUGCAGCAACUAUCCAUGAUAAGUCUCGCUGUGGUGCAACAAUAAAUUUGGAAAUUGCUUCUUUGUAAAUCCUCAUUACACUCUUCAGUCAAUGGUUAAUUCAGUGAGGCACACGGAUGUUCAGAAGGUGGCAGCUGUGUGCACAGAUGCGUCACUUUGUCAAACAAUGACGAUAUAUUGAGGCAAAUUUUUUUUGAAUCUCUCGUCAAAAGAAAUGCAAAUGAAAAGGACUGUUCAUCUUACCACAACACUGUGACAGAAUGGUAAGUGAAACAUUGAAUGGAAAGUUUGCGGUAACGCGAUGUGAAUGAUAUCUCUUUUGAGUUGUGUGGUUCUGAGAAGAACCA
Molecule: messenger RNA, 2362 nt
Organism: Patiria miniata (bat star)
Lineage: Eukaryota; Metazoa; Echinodermata; Asteroidea; Valvatida; Asterinidae
Gene: glyctk
Product: glycerate kinase-like
Exons: 7
Coding region: 235-1908 (557 amino acids)
Biological process (GO): protein phosphorylation
Cellular component (GO): cytoplasm
Molecular function (GO): glycerate kinase activity
Source: RefSeq, a predicted model, not a curated record